AGCUGGCGAACAAAUAUCAGGAGAAAUGGUUAUUAAUUUUCCGCAGAUGUAGAAAGUAGGACUAGGGCUUCAUGAAAACCAGUAUCAUUCGGUCGGACAUGCUUAUAGCUACCUAAAUCUACGGUGUUUAUUUACAAUAUGCGCGAACAUUGUGUAAUUAGAUGGCUAGGUAAGGUGGGAUUGUAGUAUGUUGCAUGAAAUGUUACAUUUAUAAAGUUUCAAAAUUGGACAUCUAAAAUAAAAAAUGAUACAAUCGGAUCUAAGAAACCUAUCAAUAAGUCCCCAGGGAGUAGCCUAUUCAGGCGUACGUAUUGUAAUGGGCUAUGCACUUUGGACCGGAAACAUCGCUGACUUGACUGUGCUUACCGCGAGAAAGCAGGCACUGGACGUGAAAAUCUCUCCGACCAUGUCUGGACCACAGGGAAUGGAAGAUGCUGGUUAUGGUUUCAUGGACCCUGAGAUGAUGAUCUCAGACAUGGAUGACAUACUGUAUGAGCAAAUCAACCCAGCCAGUGUGAAGAUUGAGCCUUACCUGGAGACAGAAAAUGGGCCCUACAUUCAGAUCAUUGAGGAGCCGAAGCAGAGAGGUUUUCGCUUUCGGUACAAGUGCGAAGGCCCCUCUCACGGAGGUCUGCCUGGAGCUUCCAGCGAAAAGAACAAGAAGACGUACCCCACCGUGAAGGUGAAUAACCAUGCGGGCCAAGCCCGGAUAGAGGUGCAGCUGGUGACCCACACUGACCCCCCGCGUGUCCACGCGCACAGCCUGGUGGGCAAGCACUGCGACGAGAACGGGACCUGCGGCGUCGUAGUGGGCCCCAAGGACCUCACGGCACAGUUCAACAACCUGGGUGUUCUCCACGUCACCAAGAAAGGGGUGGUGGAGGUUCUGACGGAGAGACUGGGGAAGGAGAGACUGAAACGAGGCAGUAGCCAGCUCACUGACGCAGAGCAGAGGGAGGUGCUGAAGGAGGCGAAAGAGCUUGGGAAGUCGAUGGACCUGAACGUGGUGAGGUUAAAGUUCACCGCCUACCUGCAGGACAGCCACGGCGGGUACACCCUCUCCCUAAAGCCGGUCUUCUCCUGUCCCAUCUAUGACAGCAAGUCGCCCAACGCCUCAAACCUGAAGAUCACGCGCAUGGAUAAGACGUGCGGCUCGGUGCUCGGGGGUGAUGAGAUCUUCCUGCUCUGUGACAAGGUGCAGAAGGAUGAUAUUGAGAUUCGCUUCUAUGAGGGUGAGGAGGAAGAGGAUUGCUGGGAGGCCUUUGGAGAUUUCUCUCCCACUGACGUUCAUAAGCAGUACGCCAUCGUGUUUAAGACCCCCGGGUACCACAGAACGGAGAUCGAUCACUCCGUCACCGUCUUCCUGCAGCUCCGGCGGAAGAACGGGGGCGACUGCAGCGAACCCAAGCAGUUCACCUACGUGCCUCACGAUCGAGAUAAGGAGGAAGUUUUGCGCAAGAAGCAGAAGCCCCUCCCUCCCAUGUACGACCCCUGGCGGGGGCCACCUGGGGGCGCUAGUGGCCAGGGAAGAGGACCAGGAGGCAUGGGGGGAGGAGAUAACCCGGGCUUCCAUUUCAACCCGCCCAUGGAUGGAGGAAGUUACUUUGGGUCCUUAGGAAACGGGUUUGGAGGAGGCGGGCCUCAGAUGUCAGGAACGCCCCUACCUCAGGAGUCCCUGGCCAAUCAGCAGCAGGCCGAUGGCACGCCGCAGACGAGGUCACCGAUGCAGCACCCGUUUCUUCGAAUCGCCUCUGCGCUGCAGGCUCAGGCCCAUCAGGUGGCCCGGCAGACGGCCGCAGCUCUGCUCAGCUACUGCCGCACCGGGGACGUGCGCCUCCUGCUGGCCGUCCAGAGACGCCUGUGCCCCGCCCGGGACGAGAACGGAGACACGCCUCUGCAUCUGGCUGUAAUCCACCAGCAGCCGGCAGUGGUGGAGCAGGUGGUCCACACCAUCAUCCGCUUCCCCGAGCAGAGGGUCCUGGACACCCGCAACCACCUGGGCCAGACUCCUCUGCACUUGGCAGUCAUAACGAGGCAGCACAAGGUGGUGGACUUCCUGCUGAGGGCAGGGGCAGACCCCGCCCUCGUGGACCGCGAUGGCCGGUCGGUCGUGCACCUGGCGGCCGCCCUGGGGGACGAGGUCGUGCUCCGCGUCCUGCUGACCCGCCUGGGAGAGCGUCACGCCCACCUGUUCAACACGGCCGACUACCACGGACUUUACCCUCUGCACUUGGCUGUGCGGAAGGGGGGCGACCGUUGUCUGAGGGUGCUAGUGCACGGCGGAGCCAAGAUCAACGGCGUCGACUUGAAGAGCGGCAGCACCGCCCUGCACUUCGCCGUGAGGGAGAACCUCCUCAGGGUGGCCUGCCUGCUCGUCUCAGAGCUGAAGGCGGAUGUGAACGCCCGCACAUUCGGGGGGAACACUCCGCUGCACCUGGCCGCCUGUCAGGGCUUGCCCACCUUCUGCUCCAUGCUCGUAGCCGCCGGAGCCCAAACGCACCUGGAGAACGAUGAGCCGCUCUUCCUCAGCUCCUCCUCUUCGUCGUCUUCUUCCGAGGGAGAGGAUGAGGGGGUGGAGGGAGAGACAGACGCGUGCCCGCCAGCAGGCCGUCGCACGGACCGCAGUCGCGUGGCGUCGCCCGGCUCUGAGCCAAUCGAAGCCCGCAGGGUGGGGCAUGGCCACACCCCCUUCGACCUGGCAAAGUCACAGAAGGUGAGAGACAAGCUGAACUGCAGACAGGUUCCUGCCCCGAGAAGCCCCACCCAGACCCCCAAGAAACAGGAGGAGGACGUGCCCCAGCUGGACGACGAGACCCUGGGUCAGCUGUGUGAGAUCCUCAGCCAGCAGGGCGUGUGCUGGAGACGGCUGGCGGAGGAGCUGGGCCUGCUCACGCUGGCGCACCUGUUCCAGGAGAGCGCGUCUCCCUGCAAGAGCCUGCUGGAGAACUACCAGUUCGGUGGGGGGCGUGUUGACGGGCUGGUGGAGGCACUGCAGUCACUCGGCCUGAAUGAAGGGGUGCAGCUGUUGAGUCAGAAAGAACUGAAAGACAAGACACAGACAACAGAUUGCACAGUGGACAGUGGCUUUGGCAGCCAGUCAAUAGAAGAACUGGCCAAGGGAAAAGGAGACAGAGAGGCGCAUUUUGGCCAGGUCGAGGCCCACCUUGCCUAACAGUCCCAUUUUCAUCUCAGCGAGGGAAGGAAUCGGGCACCAGCUCAGGCAGCCCCAGGAGGACUGGGUCCUUUUCAGAGAUCACAUGACGCCGCACAGCAGCAGCAGCCCCUCGCUCUCCCCUGCUGUGAAAGCUCGCAGUUUUGAGCUGUCAGAGAAUGGGACUGAGGAUUUUGCGUUGCCAUAGCAGCGAUUGCCGUAGAUACCAGAUGACAUUGUUAGGGUAUGGCUGAAGUCUGUGACAUUUUUAGAGAGACAGAGAUCGCUGAAGAGGAAAGAUCCAUUUGAACUGGCUGCUUGUUUCGAAUAAGCAUCUCCAGGGCUGCUCGGAACCAGAAAAAUGUUUGUUUGGGUAGGGUGGGGGAAGUGUAUAAACUGCAUAUUGAGAAUAUUGAGUGGGGGGCUGUGCUGGAAAUGGUGGGUAAACGUGUGUGCAUGCUAACUGAAUAUAUUAGGCGUAGAAGGUAGUACCUGCUGUCUUAUCACAGAAUUAAAACCAUCAAAAGGAUAGAAAAGACUUUUUGCAGUGCAGGCUAAUAUUACAGGCUAAUAAUAAUAACAUUAAUAAUAAUAAUAAUAAUAAUAAUAAUAUCAAUAACAAUAAUAAUAUGUUUAUAAUAAUAAGUAAAGCACGUUUAAGUACUUUCCUGAUGUACCUUAUAAUGUGCAAUAGUUAGCACAAAAUCAAAAUGAAGUGAAACAAAAAGUCAGAAUAGGUGAAAAAUAAUGGGCAAAACAAGAAUAAAAUACUUCUAAAAUAAGUACUAAUGCUUAUUUUCUAGCAAAUACUGUAAGGAGCAUAUGACAUAUAAGAUAGUUAUUUCAGUCCAUAGAGUUUCUUUGUCUUUUUAAAUAUUUUUUUAUUUUAUUUUUUGUUUUUUUUGUUUUUUGCAUUUAAAGUCCUAUUUGUGUUCAGAAUAUUUGUAUGUCCUGUUCCACUUUAUGUCCGCUGUUUCUCUGGAGCAUCUAGCAUUUUGCAUGUACAUUUUGUCUUAUUCUGGGCUUGUAUGGUGGCUCAUUGUGACCCCGUGAGAUAAAAUUAUCCGUUUUAAUAGUUAGAAAUAAAGAACCAAAGAAAACAAGUACUCUGAUAUUAAGAACUUGGCUUUUUGAGACCUUGA
Anguilla anguilla (European eel) is the source of this 4293-nucleotide messenger RNA. Its product is annotated as nuclear factor NF-kappa-B p100 subunit-like. Gene Ontology annotation, biological process: cellular response to stress; inflammatory response; regulation of transcription by RNA polymerase II. Gene Ontology annotation, cellular component: cytoplasm. The coding region runs from base 245 to 3172 and encodes 975 amino acids. Gene Ontology annotation, molecular function: DNA-binding transcription factor activity, RNA polymerase II-specific; protein binding; RNA polymerase II cis-regulatory region sequence-specific DNA binding. NCBI's taxonomy places the organism in Eukaryota, Metazoa, Chordata, Actinopteri, Anguilliformes, Anguillidae. The transcript is spliced from 24 exons. The record is from RefSeq and is a predicted model, not a curated record.